Panicum virgatum (switchgrass) is the source of this 1935-nucleotide messenger RNA. Its product is annotated as beta-glucuronosyltransferase GlcAT14A-like. Gene Ontology annotation, cellular component: membrane. The coding region runs from base 474 to 1712 and encodes 412 amino acids. Gene Ontology annotation, molecular function: glucuronosyltransferase activity. The transcript is spliced from 3 exons. Lineage: Eukaryota; Viridiplantae; Streptophyta; Magnoliopsida; Poales; Poaceae. The record is from RefSeq and is a predicted model, not a curated record.
UUCCGCCCGACGCGUCGUCGCUUGCCUCCGUGGUCCGUACCUUCCGUUCGCCUAUCAUACUGUACCAUUUCUUCCGCUGUCCGCCGGCUCGUCCUUGCUUGGGCGCACGUCCUCCGGUGGCGCAGCGGUUCGUGUCUCCAUAUGCCCUGCCCUGCGCCGCUGCGCGUAGCGCGGCAACAGAAAACGAGAAAGAUAUCCUGCCGUUCCGUCGUGCCGGAUUUUUAAUACUCGCCGCCCAUCAUUGCGUCAGGGCUUAUGUUUGCUCCUCCACGAUCCCAGCCAAACUAAGCUGCCAGCUCUAUUUUUUUCUUGAAAAGAAUUCAGUUGCCAGCUCGAGCGUCGUUGACACUUGCAAACUACUAGUAGCAUAGCAGGACUGCAGGAGCACCCGCUCCCCCGCGCAUCACCCACCACCCACGGGCUCACGGCCAGGCAGGAAUCCCCUCCAAUUCCCAAGCUCUCCGCGCCCCGUGAUGGCUCAUUCUUCCUGGCUCACGGCGUGCUCGCCGUGGUCGGCGCUCGCAACGCUGGCCGCGCUGACCACCAGCCUGCUGGUGCUCAGCUACGUGUCGAGCUCGCUCCUCCACCCAGCGGCGUACGGGUACGACGACCCCUACAGCCCGGACGCCGAGUCGCCGUCGCCGUCGGCUGCGGAGGCGCUGGCGCCGAGGAAGGGCCCCGGGUACCCGCCGGUGCUCGCGUACUACAUCACCGGCGGGCACGGGGACUUCGUCCGGGUGACGCGGCUGCUCAAGGCCGCCUACCACCCGCGCAACCUGUACCUGCUCCACCUGGACGCCGGCGCCGGCGCGUACGAGCGCGCGAGGCUGGCCAGCUACGUCCGGUCGGAGCGGGCGUUCGUCGAGUACGGGAACGUGCACGUCGUCGGCCGGGGGGACGCCCUCGACGGCCGCGGACCGUCCGCCGUCGCGGCGGUGCUCCGCGGCGCGGCCGUCCUGCUCCGGGUCGGCGCGGACUGGGACUGGCUCGUCACGCUCGGCGCCGCGGACUACCCGCUCGUGACGCAGGACGACCUGCUCCACGCAUUCUCCUCGGUGCCGAGGGACGUCAGCUUCAUCGAUCACAGGGCCGAUUCCGAGAGCCAUCACGUGGUCGUCCUCGACCAGAAUCUCCUGCAGAGCACCAACGCCAAGCUCUCCAUUUCGUCCGGGCACCGGGAGAAGCCUGACGCGUUCGAGCUCUUCAGGGGUUCUCCCUGGCCGAUACUGAGCCGGGCGUUCGUCGAGCACUGCGUGGCGGCGCCGGACAACCUGCCGCGGACGCUGCUCAUGUACUUCAGCAACACGCUGGACGCCGCGGAGUUCUACUUCCAGACGGUCAUGGCCAACUCGCCGCGCUUCAGGGACGGCACCGUCAACCACAGCGUCCGGUUCGAUGUGCCGCUGCCGCAGGGGAUGGACCUGCGGUCGCGGUACGACGCCCUGGUGGGCAGCGGGGCCGCCUUCGCCGGGCGGUUCGGCGACGACGAGGCGCUGCUGCAGAGGAUAGACGAGGAGGUGCUGCGGCGCCCGCUGGACGGCGUCACGCCGGGCGCGUGGUGCGCGCCGGGCAGCGGUGAGGAGGGAUCGGCGGCCGAGUGCUCGAUCGGGGGAGACAUUGACGCAGUCAGGCAGGGCGCGGCGGGCCGGAGGCUGGCGAGCUUGAUCUCCGGCCUCGUGGGAACCGGCGCGUGCGGCGGAUGCAAGAGCUAGACGCUGCCGCAGCGCCGAUUGCAGGAGAAAAUCGUGCAAACGCGGUUGGCGAGGAUUCGGUCCUACACAUUUUGCUUGUGCAAGCUCUGAGCUGGCUAGCUGCGUCAGAUUAAUUUAGUUUUUCUUUUUCUUUCUAUAAUACUACAACAAUUCCGCUAUUCUUUUUGUACCGUAUAUAUACGAUUCAACACUUCUGUUGAACUCCCGUAAUAUACCGGCCAGA